ACCUCCCCUUUCUUGUUGGCAUUAGCUGGUAACAGCAGAGAACUGGAUCUUGGAUAAUUUCGUAUUAAUCUCCAGUAACCAUGCUAACAAUCGGGAUGUUCAAAUCGAUGCUGACUCCAAACGUGGCUUCCCAAUGGCCAACACUCAAAGCUCUCACAAAGCCACCAAUAUCUAAUUGUUUUCAGAGCCUGGUUCCACACCGUCUUUUACACCUUCAAGUCGGGGACUCUGCAGAGCUGUCCAAAAUCUUUACUCAAAACGAUAUUGAAAUCUUCUCUCAGUUGACUGGUGACACAAACCCACUGCACCUGGAUGAGACUUUUGCUAAAAACACAAGAUUCGGGAGAACUGUCGUCCAUGGAGUUUUGCUCAAUGGUCUAAUAUCAGCAGUCUUGGGAACUAAAAUGCCUGGUCACGGUUGUGUACUCAUAUCACAAGAAAUCUGCUUCCCUGCACCACUGUAUGCUGGGGAAGAAGUUGUUGCUAGAGCACAAGUUAAAACUUUAAAGCGAUCCCUGGCUUUUAUUACUGUAUCUUGUGUUGUCCCUCAAUAUCAGCGCACCGUCAUGGAAGGGACUGUUAAAGUCUUGGUUUCUGAUCACCAAUGAUUCUAAUUCUCUUAUUGUAUAUAUGCUUUACAAAUGGAAUAUUAUAAGUUUUCCAAAAUCAGGUGGAAAGUCCCAUUAAGAGAAAAAAAAGAACUUAUCUAAAGGAAUAAUGUAGAUGGUUCUCCUUGGCGAAUGCUGUUACAUUUUAGUGCAGCUACUCAGGAGGGAGAACCAUCUAUGUAUUGCUUUAGAUACGUAUUUUUUUUAUUAUUAUCUAUGUGAAAGGGUUAAGCUCUGGUGCUAUCCCACUGGUACAGGUGAACAUUAGGGUGCAAUUUAGGAUUACCUUGAUAUUUAAAUCUGUGUUUAUUGUAAAGUCCUAUUAGUCUGUGACAUCAAGUCAAUGUUUACAGGCUAUAUAAAAUGUAUAUUUUUCAAUAAUAAACACUUGUGAAUAUAUCAU
This is a messenger RNA of Pelobates fuscus (common spadefoot toad), 1011 nucleotides long. It is a transcript of the gene HTD2, whose product is annotated as hydroxyacyl-thioester dehydratase type 2. Bases 81 to 608 code for a protein of 175 amino acids. Gene Ontology annotation, biological process: fatty acid biosynthetic process. NCBI's taxonomy places the organism in Eukaryota, Metazoa, Chordata, Amphibia, Anura, Pelobatidae. The record is from RefSeq and is a predicted model, not a curated record. The transcript has a single exon. Gene Ontology annotation, cellular component: mitochondrion. Gene Ontology annotation, molecular function: (3R)-hydroxyacyl-[acyl-carrier-protein] dehydratase activity.